Messenger RNA from Cebus imitator (Panamanian white-faced capuchin), 5072 nucleotides. RefSeq names its product insulin receptor substrate 4 (gene IRS4). The transcript is spliced from 2 exons. Bases 200 to 3976 code for a protein of 1258 amino acids. Gene Ontology annotation, cellular component: cytosol; plasma membrane. Gene Ontology annotation, biological process: insulin receptor signaling pathway. The record is from RefSeq and is a predicted model, not a curated record. NCBI's taxonomy places the organism in Eukaryota, Metazoa, Chordata, Mammalia, Primates, Cebidae. Gene Ontology annotation, molecular function: phosphatidylinositol 3-kinase binding; insulin receptor binding.
CGCAGCGGCCGCCGCGUGAGGCGGCAGUCACGUGUUGUUUUGCCGGCUGCCGCGCGCUCCGAGUGGAGUGGGCGGGGGCGCGGGCCGAGGCAGGAGGGGGCUGGAGCGGGCAGACGGGGGUAGACGGCCUCUUUCCCCAGCCCUCCCUUUCCUGAAUUUCCCCUCCUCCUCGCUCACCUUAAAACCAUCGUGCAUCACCAUGGCGAGCUGCUCCUUCACUCGCGACCAAGCGACAAGGAGACUGAGAGGUGCAGCAGCGGCAGCAGCGGCAGCUCUAGCAGCGGUGGCGACCACCCCGCUUCUUUCCUCGCGAACCCCGACCGCACUCAUUGGGACCGGGUCGUCUUGUCCGGGAGCCAUGUGGCCUUCCAUGGCCACUGGCUCCCGGUCAGACUCCGAGUCCGAGGAGGAGGACCUCCCCGUCGGGGAGGAAGUCUGCAAACGCGGCUACCUGCGGAAACAGAAGCAUGGGCACAGGCGCUACUUCGUGCUCAAACUCGAGACUGCUGAUGCCCCAGCUCGGCUGGAAUACUACGAAAAUGCCAGGAAGUUCCGGCACAGUGUCCGAGCCGCGGCGGCUGCAGCAGCGGCGGCCGCCUCUGGCGCCGCGAUCCCCGCGCUCAUUCCACCGCGGCGCGUGAUCACCCUAUACCAGUGCUUUUCCGUGAGCCAGCGAGCAGAUGCAAGGUACCGACACCUCAUUGCCCUUUUCACCCAGGACGAGUACUUCGCGAUGGUGGCCGAGAACGAGUCGGAGCAGGAAAGCUGGUACUUGCUGCUCAGCCGCCUCAUCCUCGAGAGCAAGCGCCGCCGCUGCGGCACGCUAGGCGCGCAGCCGGACGGAGAGCCGGGCGCGCUGGCGGCGGCAGCGGCGGCGGAGCCACGCUUCUAUAAAGAUGUGUGGCAGGUAAUAGUCAAACCCAGGGGGCUGGGGCACAGAAAAGAGCUGAGCGGCGUGUUCCGGCUGUGUCUAACCGACGAGGAGGUCGUGUUUGUGAGGCUGAACACCGAAGUGGCUAGCGUGGUUGUCCAGCUCCUGAGCAUCCGUCGCUGUGGACACUCGGAGCAGUAUUUCUUCUUGGAAGUAGGCAGGUCCACCGUCAUCGGUCCAGGAGAGCUCUGGAUGCAGGUCGAUGACUGUGUGGUUGCCCAAAACAUGCACGAGCUGUUUUUGGAGAAGAUGAGAGCCCUAUGUGCAGACGAAUACAGAGCCCGCUGCCGCAGCUACAGCAUCAGCAUCGGCGCCCACCUGUUAACCCUGCUGUCCGCUAGGAGGCACCUGGGCUUGCUGCCGAUAGAGCCGGGAGGCUGGCUCAGAAGGUCCCGCUUUGAGCAGUUUUGCCACCUCAGGGCCAUGGGCGACGGGGAAGACGAGAUGCUUUUCACCAGGCGCUUCAUAACACCCAGCGAGCCUGUGCCCGACUCCAGGCGAGAAAGACUGCACCUACCCAGAGGGUGCAGGUCAAGGAGAGCGAUUUCAGUGCCAGCCAGCUUUUUUCGCCGCUUAGCACACAGCCCAGCACGUCCCCCGCACCCUGCAAGAGCCCCGAACAAUGGAGCUUGCCUGUCUUCUGAAGUGUCUGGAUCUGGCUCUGGCAACUCUGGGGAGGAACGCAAUCCCCAGAGCAAAGAAGAUCAGGAAGGAAGUGGAGGCGACUACAUGCCCAUGAACAAUUGGGGGUCAGGAAAUGGCCGGGGCUCAGGAGGUGGCCAGGGCUCAAGUGGCCAAGGCUCCAGUAGCCAUAGCUCGGGAGGAAACCAGUGCUCAGGUGAGGGACAGGGAUCCCGAGGUGGCCAGGGUUCUAGUGGUGGCCAGGGCUCAAGUGGCCAGGGCUCAGGAGGUAACCAGUGCUCUGGAGAUGGCCAGGGCACCGCAGGUGGGAACGGUUCAGGUGGUGGACAGAGACCUGGAGGUGGGCAUGACUCAGGUGGUAGCCAGGGACCUGGAGAUGGUUAUGGCGCAGGUGGUGGCAAGAACUCUGGAGGGGGUAAAGGUGCAGGAAGUGGGAAAGGAUCUGAUGGUGAUGAUGAACGUGGAAAAUCUCUGAAGAAAAGAUCCUAUUUUGGCAAAUUAACCCAAAGCAAGCAAAUGCCACCACCUCCACCACCUCCUCCUCCCCCCCCACCAGCUGGAGCAACUGGUGGAAAAGCGAAGUCUGGGGGAAGAUUCCGACUUUAUUUUUGUGCUGACAGAGGAGCCACAAAAGAACGCAAAGAAGCCAAAGAAGUUAAAGAUGCAGAGAUCCCAGAAGGUGCAGCUCGUGGCCGCCACAGAGCCAGAGCUUUUGAUGAAGAUGAGGAUGACCCAUACGUGCCAAUGAGGCCAGGGGUGGCUGCCCCUCUUGUCAGCUCCAGUGAUUAUAUGCCAAUGGCUCCUCAAAAUAUCUCUGCUUCAAAAAAGCGCCACUCUCGAUCCCCUUUUGAAGAUUCAAGAGGGUACAUGAUGAUGUUUCCCAGAGUGAGCCCACCACCUGCUCCAAGUCCUGCACCGGAUCCUAAUAAAGGGGAUGACUCAAAGGACAAUGACAGUGAGAGUGACUACAUGUUCAUGGCUCCUGGAGCCGGUGCAAUUCCAAAAAACCCCAGAAAUCCUCAGGGUGGCUCUUCCUCCAAAAGUUGGAGCUCCUACUUCUCUCUACCAAACCCUUUUCGGAGCUCACCUUUGGGACAGAGUGACCACAGUGAGUAUGUACCAAUGUUACCUGGAAAGUUCCUGGGGAGGGGCCUAGACAAAGAAGUCUCCUAUAACUGGGGCCCCAAAGAUGUAUCUUCAAAGCCUUCAGGUGAGGGAUCAUUCUCAAAGCCUGGAAAUGGGGGAUCACUUUCAAAGCCUUCAGAUGAUGGGCCCCCAAAGGAUAAGGCUCUGAGACCUAACAGACUUUCUUUUACUACACAAGAAUAUAAAAUCAAGCCAAAACAACAAGAGCCCACACAUGAGCAGAGAGAAGCUGACAGCUCUAGUGACUAUGUCAACAUUGACUUCACUAAAAGAGAGAGCAAUACACCAGCUCCCUCUACUCAAGGACUAUCAGAUUCGUGGGGUAUAAUUGCUGACCCCAGACAGCCAGCCUUUCAUAAUUAUGUGAAUGUUGAGUUUGGAGUGCCAUUUCCAAAUCCAGCAAGUGACUUCUCAGAUCUUUUAAGAGCUAUACCACGUGCCAACCCCCUAUCGCUGGACAGUGCUAGGUGGCCACUUCCUCCUCUUCCCCUCAGUGCUACAGGUAGCAAUGCUAAUGAGGAAGAGGGUGACUACAUUGAAGUAAUUUUCAACUCAGCAGUGACACCAGCCUUGCCUUUUGCUGACAGUGCCAUUCGCUAUGAUGCUGAAACAGGUCGAAUCUAUGUGGUCGACCCAUUUUCUGAGUGCUGUAUGGAUAUAUCUCUCUCCCCCAGCCGAUGUUCAGAACCACCACCUGUUGCUAGGCUGCUGCAGGAGGAAGAGCAGGAGGGAAGACGCCCACAAAGCCGUUCUCAAAGUUUCUUUGCAGCAGCUAGAGCCGCUGUCUCGGCUUUUCCAACAGACAGCCUCGAGAGAGACCUUUCCCCAUCCUAUGUCCCGGCUGUUGCUUCAGCGGCAGCACCGACUUUAGCUGUCCGCCAAGUUGUAGCUGCGGCCUCAACGCUCGCCGCGGCCCCGGGCAUCGGCGCAGCAGCCGUAGCUGCUGGAUUUGACUCCGCCUCCGUCCGCUGGUUUCAACCUGUUGCUAAUGCAACUGGUGUCGAAGCCCUAAGGGGGGCCCAAGACAAUGCCGGUGGCUCGAACCCUGGAGCUCACAACCCAUCUGCAAACCUUCCCAGAGGUGAGAACCGGGCUGGCGGGGCUGCCGCUGCAGCUGCCGCUCCCGAACCCCCACCUCGCAGUCGCCGGGUGCCGAGACCCCAGGAGACAGACGAUUCUGACCACGACGACGACACUUACGUGAGAAUGGAUUUUGCCAGACCUGACAACCAGUUCGACUCUCCCAAAAGAGAGUGAUUAUAUUGACACGAAAACACAUUUUAGAAGAAAAGUGGUACUUAUGGAAUUUUAUCUUCAUCUACUCCAGAUCUGCCUACAGGAAAGAAAAUUCAGUCUUCUGAGUAGAAAGCAACCUAAAUUCCUACAAGCCUACAAGUGGACUCUGGCAAUUGAAUGAUCCUAUUCAUGCAGAUCAUUCAUCCUACUGCUUAUGGAUCCAGUGAUUUCUAAUUAACAAAUUUACACUGUGCAAAACACUGGUUUUGUUUUCUGGUAUUCUCCCUGAUCUUUCCCUUUGAACAGAAACAGAUACUAUAGAAAUGAGCAUCUGAUAGCUCUUUCCCUCUCUUAAAAAUGUUAAUUACAAUAUAUAUAAAUGCGGUCAAUGCCAAUUUUAAUGAUGUAAAAUAUUUAGAUUCAAUUUUGAAGUUGAAAAACCUUUAAACUAGGGCGCAUAAAGAAAAAAAGCUGUCAAUGGGAAGGUAGGUAUGAUCUGGAAUCUUUUUUCUGAGUAUUACACACACAAAACAUUUCUUGAUCAAUGAAUUAAAUGUCAACUGAACUGAUAUCUUGAUGGGACAUUACCAAUAUUUUAAAGGCAGGACUAAAGGGCAGAUUAUUUCAGAUUUUGCUCAUUAGCAAAACUAACAUUCUGCUCAUGUUAAAUGUCAAUGAAACUUAUAUCUUGAUUGAGCAUUUCCAACAUUUUAAAGGCAGAACUGAGAAAUGGCUUAUCUAUUUGUUCACAUACAACACUAUGACCUUCUGCCUGCAAAUCAAUUGAGUAUUUUCAAACCUAUUAUUUUUAAUUUAUUGUGAAACCUACAUUUACCUCCUAAGAGAAGCAAGGCUCUUCAAAAGUCUCUUCCCACGGCCCCUCUCUGCUUCUCCAGCCCUCUCUCCACUUUCAACCUCUAUUCUUCUCCUUUUUCCGGCCCUCUCCCCAACGCACACUCUCCCUCCUAUGUCCAGGGCUACUAUAAAGAGAUCAGUUUCCCAUAUUCAAUAAAUUAGUGUUUACUUAUCAAUUAAUAGUUUGAUGAAAACUUAAGCCAAAAGGAACCUCUUAUAAGGCUUUGUUUCCUUCGGGAUAUUGAGCCAAUGUAAGAUGUAC